CAAUUGAUUAUCUGAACAAGUCUUGAUUCAUUGUUUAAAAUUAAACCAACAAAAUUGCAAAAUUCUUGGAUCGAUGAAAAAAGUUAGGAACUGAGUUCAUUUUUUGAUCUCUUUCAAUGGAAGAUUUUUCAUUUCAUCGAUUAAUUUGGAUACGCAGAUAAAGUUUUGCCAAACUUUAAGUCAUUAAAAGUCGAGAGUCUGACGAGAAGGAAAAAGUUUAAACAAUAUUCAUUUUCUAGAUCAACUUUGAAUUCGAAUGAAAUGAGUUUAUCUGACUGAUCGAGAUUCACCGAGUUUCCUUGAUGAGUCAAUUUUGGAAAUUGAUUGAUAACAAGUGUCAACCUGAUGACUUGGUCAGGCUUUUCGAUAAACUUGAAAAAGUCAGUAAAUCGACUUGGAUCUGUCUCAAUGGUUAUUCCCAGUCAAAGAAGGUUGAUGCAGUUAAAAUUUAUGGAAACUUUUUUCUGUGUUUCUACUGCCUUUUGACUUGCCUUCGUUUUCUGACAAUCGCACUCGUCCAAGAUGAAAUUAUUAGAAUUGUUUUGGGUGACACUUUUAUCGGUCACUCGGAACACAUGCUACUCAACAUCAUGUGCUUUGGAACAUCUGCUAUUUUAGUGAGCGUCAAAACUGCCAUAACAUAUGGAGAGUUUCGUUCUCGGCUGCAAAUAUUGCAAUUUUUUAGUCACCUUCGAUCAGUUAAGUUUUCAACUUUCCAUUCGAAACAAGUGAAUGAUCAAAAAUUUCGUCGAUUGAUCUUCCUGCUUGGUCGAAGCUUGCACACUUUCAUUUACAUUGCUUGCAGCAGCAUCGCUAUAAUUCACAUACAAGCCAUGAUCAGGAAUCCGCAAAUUUCACGAGAAAUUUUUCUUUUCCAAUUGAUUUGGCUUCCUUGGGCUAAUGGCACCUUUUAUCUUGCUGGCUUGGCAGUUUAUUGGUUUUUCAUUCACGUUGUCAUUUUCAUUUCGUUUUCCGUUCAAUUGAUGGACUCGGCGAUUGAUGCAACUCGCGAGUUGAAUCGUGAAAUGAUGACAAAUGAACAUGAAAUUAAAGUUAUUGAAAGAAAAUUGUAUCGACUUUACAAAUCUCAAAAUGACCAUUACAAUCAGAUUGACUUGUUUCUCGACAACUUUUCAUCGUCUACUUUCUUAAGCUUCUUUAUGGGCUCUUUUUUCGCCGAUUUAUCCUUUUUCUGUGGCAAUUAUGUUGGAACGGGAAAUUUUGUCAUUGAUUUUGUCUUGAUGUUUCUCGGCACAAUUAUAAUAGCAAACAUAUUACAGUAUGCGCUCUUUGCUUCAGGUUCAUCCAAAAAGAUUGAAAACUUUCGCAAGAUGAUCUAUCAUAUAUUACGGACGUCAUCCAAUUAUCACGCAAUGUCAUUAAGUUUGAAAAUUAAAAUUAAGUUUUUGACAACCUUGGAGCGAAUGUCGAUAAAAAAGAUUGGAUUCUACGUUGGAACUCUAUUUUGUAUGGAUAAAUAUUAUUGUGUCAUUUUUCUAUUAGAAAACAUCAGUCUAUACUUGCUAUUUGUGUCUAACAUCACCAAAAAUCAACCUGCAAACCUUGAAAUGGACUGACUCUGUGCAUGGAUGAUGUUUCGUUUGUUUUUUAGUCGGGGGUAUCAACGACUAUCUAGAAAAAGCAUAUCUAGAAAUUUUGGACAACGCAUUUUUAUAACAUUUGAUGAACAAAAAACCAUUUUGCAAAACAACAAUAUUCAUCGAUUACAAAGACCAUGAAGAUUUCACUGUAAACUUGAAUUAUGCUACUUUUCCUAUUCUUUUAAACUUUUCAAUUGAUGACAAUUAAAACAAAUAAUAUUAUUACCAAUCAGUCUUGAAAAUUUGAUGAACUAAUAGCUUUUC
Tetranychus urticae (two-spotted spider mite) is the source of this 1865-nucleotide messenger RNA. RefSeq lists its product as uncharacterized. NCBI's taxonomy places the organism in Eukaryota, Metazoa, Arthropoda, Arachnida, Trombidiformes, Tetranychidae. The record is from RefSeq and is a predicted model, not a curated record.